GGGUGAGGCCCAGGCUUGGGGCAUGACCGGGAUCGCGUCAGCGCUCGCGAGAACCGCGACGGGUGACGUGCUGGAGGGCGGGCGCGUCUCGGGCGCGCGCGGUUGUGUUUGAAUCUAGUUCGAGCGCGGGAAACGACGGGUCCCGGGUCCCGCUGAGGGUUGUAAAAGAAGUGCCCUUAGAACAGUUUCGUCUGUCAUGGAAAGACGUGAGACAUUUGUCCAGGCAGUGUCAAGGGAGCUGGUUGAAGAAUUUCUGCAAUUUGUUCAACUUGAUAAAGAUGCUUCUGACCCUUUUAGCUUAAAUGAGCUACUAGACGAAUUAUCAAGGAAACAGAAAGAAGAACUAUGGCAAAGGCUGAAGGACUUACUGACAGAAACUUUGUUGGAAAGCCCUGUGGAUGGGUGGCAGACAGUGGAGGUCCAGAGUGAAGAUGCUAUGGAGUCAGAGCAUGGUCCAAAGAUGAAACGGAGUAUAGAAAUAAUACAUGCAAUUACCUCUGUAAUUCUUGCUUCUGUAUCCGUGAUAAAUGAACGUGAGAAUUAUGGGGCGCUCUUGGAGUGUGCUGUUAUAUUAAAUGGUAUUUUAUAUGCAUUACCUGAAUCUGAGCGAGAACUCCAGAGCUCCGUUCAGGAUCUGUGUGUGAGGUGGUGGGAGAAGGGCCUGCCUGCCAAGGAGGACAUGGGCAAGACUGCAUUUCUCAUGCUGCUGAGGAGGAGUCUAGAGACCAAAACAGGUGCAAAUGUGUGUCGGAUCUGGCGCAUUCAUCAGGCUCUAUACUGCUUUGAUUAUAAUUUGGAGGAAAAUAGAGAAAUUAAAGACAUGCUACUCGAGUGCUUCAUAAAUGUUAAUUACAUCAAAAAAGAAGAAGGAAGAAGGUUUCUUAGUUUUCUCUUUAGUUGGAACAUAAACUUUAUUAAAAUGAUCCAUGGAACCAUUAAAAAUCAAUUACCAGGAUUACAAAAGUCUUUGAUGGUACACAUUGCAGAAAUUUAUUUCAGAGCUUGGAAAAAGGCUUCUGGGCAAGUAUUGGAGACCAUUGAAAACAACUGCAUCCAGGACUUCAUGUUCCAUGGCAUUCACCUUCCAAGGAGGUCUCCAGUACACUCCAAAGUGCGAGAGGUGCUGAGUUACUUUCACCAGCUGAAAGUCCGCCAGGGAGUGGAAGAGAUGCUGUAUAGGUUAUAUAAGCCCAUCCUGUGGAGAGGACUGAAGGCCAGAAAUUCUGAAGUUCGGUCCAAUGCUGCGCUGUUGUUUGUUGAAGCAUUUCCUGUUAGAGAUCCAAACUUCCUUGCCACCGAAAUGGACAGUGAAAUUCAGAAGCAGUUUGAAGAACUGUAUAGCCUUUUAGAAGAUCCUUACCCGAUGGUCCGUUCCACAGGCAUCCUUGGUGUUUGUAAAAUAACCUGUAAAUACUGGGAAAUGAUGCCCCCCACCAUUCUUGUUGACCUCCUAAAGAAAGUCACGGGGGAGCUGGCAUUUGAUACAAGCUCGGCUGAUGUUCGUUGUUCUGUCUUUAAGUGUCUGCCAAUUAUUUUGGAUAAUAAACUGAGUCAUCCAUUAUUAGAACAGCUUUUGCCAACGCUCAGAUACAGUAUCCAUGAUAAUUCAGAGAAAGUGAGGGUGGCUUUUGUGGACUUGCUGCUGAAAGUCAAAGCUGUGAGGGCUGCAAAGUUUUGGAAGAUAUGCCCCAUGGAGGACAUUUUGGUUCGCCUGGGAAUGGAUUCUCGAUCUGUGUCUCGACGCUUGGUGAGCCUCAUCUUCAAUUCUUUCCUGCCUGUGAACCAGCCAGAGGAGGUAUGGUGCGAGCGCUGUGUCACACUGAUCCAGAUGAAUCGUGCAGCUGCCAGGAAGUUCUAUCAGUAUGCCCAUGAGCACACCGCCUGCACCAACAUAGCAAAGCUCAUUCACAUCAUUCGCCACUGCUUGAAUGCCUGCAUCCAAAGGGCUCUGCGAGAGCGCCAGGAAGCCCACAAAGAGUGCGAGAAGGAGAACAUCAGCGUACUAGACAAAACAUUGUCAGUGAACGACACUGCAUCCAUGGCAGGUUUACUAGAAAUCAUCGUGAUCCUCUGGAAGAGCAUCCAUAGAAGUCUAGAAAGUAAUACAGAGGCCAAAGUUUAUACCAUUAACAAAUUUGCAUCUGUACUUCCAGAGUAUCUGAAGGUAUUCAAGGACGAACGCUGCAAGAUCCCCUUGUUCAUGCUGAUGUCCUUCCUGCCAGCCUCUGCUGUCCCGGUGUUCAGCUGUGGUGUAAUUUCUGUCCUGAGAAACCAGGAGGAGAACGUUACAAGCAGGAGCUAUUGCACGCUGCUAGAUUGUCUCUGCUCCUGGGGGCAAGUGGGGCGUGUUCUGGAACUCAUUGAUGACUGGCUGCCUGUGGAACCACCUCAGGCCAAGAGUAAUUUGACCCCUAAACGUAAAGUACAGAUCCAUGACCAGCGCCCAGUGAAACCCCAGUUAGCACUGUUAUACAUGGAGUAUCUACUUACUCAUCCAAAGAACAGAGAGUGCCUGCUCUCUGCACCCCAGAAGAAACUUAACCAUCUUUUGAAAGCACUUGAGAUGUCAAAGGCAAAUCUGGAAUCACUUCUGCAGUCUCCAAGUGGGAAUCCCCCAAACUUCAACAAAGCUGCCGCCCUGCAUGCCUUUGGUCUUCACUGCAGGCUGAGCGUCCAUCUCCAGUACAAGUUCUGCUCAGAAGAGAAAACUCAUCUGUCCAUUUUGGAUGACACCGGCUCUUGGUUGGAGGGCAAAGUUUUACCUUUUCUUCGGGACCAAGAAGAAGAGCACCUGAAACUUCAGAGGGAUGUCUGUCAGCAGGUGAUCCAGACUUACCUGACUGUGUGUAAAGAUGUUGUCAUGGUGGGCCUUGGAGAUCCUAAGUUUCAGAUACAACUUUUACAGCGGAGUCUUGGAAUUAUGAAAAGUGUGAAGGGGUGCUUUUACAUUUCAUUACUUCUCGGCAUUCUGAAGGAAGUAACUAAAGGUUCCAUAAUUCAGAAAACAGAUUCAAAUGAAGAGGUUACAGUGCUGCUUGACUCAGUCCAGGAAGUAUUUCAGAAGAUGUUGGAAUGUGUAGCCCGGACCUUCAGGAAGCAGCAGGAAGAAAGUGUGCUGCUCCUUUACUCUCUUCAGACCCCUCUUCAUGAAUUUAUUACCACUGUCCAGUCCUGGCACAAAGGCACUUCAGUCCACCGUGGUGUGCUUUCUACCCUGAUUGCUGCGCCUGUGGUUGAGAUAAGUCAUCAGCUGCGGAAGGUUUCUGAUACAGAAGAACUGACCUUACCACAGUGUCUUGCUGACCUUCCUCCAUUUUCAAGGUGUUUAGUGGGAGUAAUAACGAAGUCUUCAGAUGUUGUCAGGUCGUUUUUGGAUGAGCUAAAGACAUGUGUGACUUCUGGCGAUAUUGAAGGCAUUGUGUGCCUCACAGCUGUUCUGCAUAUUAUUUUGGUUAUUAACAAAGGUAAACAUAGAAGUGCAAAGGUGAAGGAGGCUGCAGCUACCGUACAGAGAAAGCUCAAGACGUUUAUGGAGAUCACUCUAGAAGAGGAUAGCCUUGAAAGGUUCCUGUAUGAAUCAUCAAUGAGAACUUUGGAAGAAUUUUUGAAUUCAUGACAAAACCACCAUCUUUAGGUGUAGGAGUAGAAAGAGAGACUCAUGAAAUUGAGAUGUGUGUAUUCUCCUGGCUUUUUCUUCUUCUGUCAGGCUAAGCCUGGAGGUCUGUUUCUGUAAGGACUGUGGCUGGGCCUGGAACUUCCAAAGGUAAAGGCUAAUACAGCUCAGUUCCUUUACCAAACACAAUGUGCCUUUAACCAGCUGGCAGAGAUUGGGCAAACAGAUGGAGAGAGGUGAAGAGUAAGUGGAAGGAAGGCUGCCAAGCUUCUUGCCCCUCUUCUCUGGUAAUAGUUUAUGGGAACUGUCUCUGGGCCAUCUCUUGAGUUGGUUGGCAUAUGACUUACCCAUUAUUUAUUAUCUGUUAAGAUAGUUUCCCUGGAACAAAUUUCUUUCUGGCCUUUUAGCAGACUACCACUAGCCCACACAGGCCUAUGCAGGCCAAUGAUGAGAAGGAUCCCUUUGUCAAGAUGCCUUAUUGCCCUCUGGUGUACAGUUGUAAUAAAUAUACAGAUAUAUA
This is a messenger RNA of Nannospalax galili (Upper Galilee mountains blind mole rat), 4133 nucleotides long. It is a transcript of the gene Ncapg2, whose product is annotated as non-SMC condensin II complex subunit G2. The transcript is spliced from 28 exons. The record is from RefSeq and is a predicted model, not a curated record. The coding region runs from base 197 to 3616 and encodes 1139 amino acids. Gene Ontology annotation, biological process: mitotic sister chromatid segregation. Lineage: Eukaryota; Metazoa; Chordata; Mammalia; Rodentia; Spalacidae. Gene Ontology annotation, cellular component: condensin complex; nucleus.